Molecule: messenger RNA, 1290 nt
Organism: Acanthosepion pharaonis
Lineage: Eukaryota; Metazoa; Mollusca; Cephalopoda; Sepiida; Sepiidae
Source: the annotation of a GenBank genome assembly
AUGAAUACCGUCAUAUGUUCUCAUAUGCGUGAAAUGUCAUUGAGCGUGACGUCUCUAUCUACUGAACUGCUUACAAAAUUUAUGAAUACUUUAGUCACUUCGCUUCUCUUUCACAUAUGCUACGCAUCUGUUUGCUCCCAGUUACUCUUCUUCCUUUUUUCUUUACCAUCGCCUUACUAUCUCCUUCUUCUUUUUCCUUUUUUCUUUAUCAUCGCCUUACUAUUUCGUUCUUCUUCUUCUUCUUCUUCUUCUUCUUCUUCUUCUUCUUCUUUUUUUUUCUUUACCACCGGCUUACUAUCUUCUUCUUCUUCUUCCUUUUUUCUUUACCACCGGCUUACUAUCUUCUUCUUCUUCUUCCUUUUUUCUUUACCAUCGCCUUACUAUCUCCUCCUUCUUCUUCUUCCUUUUUUCUUUACCAUCGUCUUACUAUCUUCUUCUUCUUCUUCCUUUUUUCUUUACCAUCGCCUUACUAACUCCUUCUUCUUUUUCUUCUUCCUUUUUUCUUUACCAUCGCCUUACUAUCUCCUUCUUCUUCUUCUUCUUCUUCCUUUUUCAUUUACCAUCGCCUUACUAUCUCCUUUUUCUUAUUCCAAUUUUCUUCACCAUCGCCUUACUAUUUCGUUCUUCUUCUUCUUCUUCUUCUUCUUCUUCUUCUUCUUCUUUCUCUGCCAUCCCUUAUUAUCUCCUUCUUCUUCAUCUUUCUUUUUUCUUUACCAUCGACUUACUAUCUCCUUGUUCUUCUUCUUCCUUUUUUCUUUCCAUCGCCUUACUAUUUCGUUCUUCUUUUUCUUCUUCUUCUUCCUUUUUUAUUUACCGCCUUAUUAUCUCCUUCUUCUUCCUUUUUUCUUUAGCAUCGCCUUACUAUCUCUUUCUUCUUCUUCUUUUUCCUUUUUUCUUCACCAUCGCCUUAUUAUUUCUUUCUUCUUCUUCUUCUUCCUUUUUCUUUACCAUCGCCUUACUAUCUCCUCCUCCUCCUUCUUCUUCUUCCUUUUUUCUUCACCAUCGCCUUAUUAUUUCUUUCUUCUUCUUCUUCUUCUUCCUUUUUCUUUACCAUCGCCUUACUAUCUCCUCCUCCUCCUUCUUCUUCUUCCUUUUUUCUUUACCAUCGCCUUACUAUUUCUCUUUCUCUCACUCGUUCUCUCCCUUUUUUUUCUUUCUCUCUCACUCGUUGGCCUCCUUCCACCUUCUUCUCUUCACUUUCUUUACUUUCCAUUUGAAAUUUGUUUACAGGAAAGUCUCUGUGUCGUCUUUACCUCUCAGCACUCAAAUACAAAGAUCGAACGAAAGUAA